Messenger RNA from Cicer arietinum (chickpea), 1003 nucleotides. Its product is annotated as mitochondrial import inner membrane translocase subunit TIM23-1. Gene Ontology annotation, molecular function: transmembrane protein transporter activity. Gene Ontology annotation, cellular component: TIM23 mitochondrial import inner membrane translocase complex. Gene Ontology annotation, biological process: protein import into mitochondrial matrix. The record is from RefSeq and is a predicted model, not a curated record. Lineage: Eukaryota; Viridiplantae; Streptophyta; Magnoliopsida; Fabales; Fabaceae.
CUUAUUAAACCCUUUAGUUAUCGCUAUUAAACCCUAAGCCCGAAUAGAAACAAAAUACAACAUUCUCUGUAAUUUCUGCAACUAUCUAUUGACGGCGAUGGCUGAUUCUUCAACCAUCCCAAACGACUCUAAAACACGUCCUUAUCAUCCCUACCAGCACCUCAACAUUCCCAUCGACAAACUCUACAACCUCCCCACCUCACCGGAGCAUCUUUUCCACGAAGAAAUCAGAAAGCGCCGUUCUUGGGGCGACAAUCUUCAAUACUACACCGGCACCGGCUACCUCUCCGGCGCGAUCAUCGGAGGCACCAAGGGAACCAUUGAAGGCAUCAAGGCUGCCGAAUCCGGUGAAUCUCUUAAGCUCCGGGUUAACCGAGUUCUUAAUUCGGGUGGUCAGGGAGGUAGAAGACUCGGUAACUCGCUUGGCGUGUUAGGUUUGAUCUUUGCGGGGUUGGAGAGUGCUAUGAUUCAUGUUAGGGACACGGAUGAUUUUGUUAAUAGUGCUGUCGCCGGACUUGGGACCGGAGCGCUUUACAAGGCUGCGGCGGGACCUCGGUCGGCUGCUAUUGCCGGUGCUGUUGGCGGGAUUACGGCAGCUGUGGUAGUUGCUGGAAAGCAAGCUUUGAAACGAUACAUUCCUAUAUAACAAAACAAAAUUUAAUCGUAAUUCAAUUUUAGGGAGGGAUGAUGAAUGGUGAUCCAAGUUUAGAGUACAUUUGGUGGUUUGUCAUUGAACUGUUGCUUUUGUUAGUUUUAGUUCAUGUUUGAAUUGAUAUGUAGUUUGGCGAAAUCACUGUACCACGGUGAUAUAUCAUACAAUGAAAUGAUUCUGCAAAGCAAAACUCUGUCAAUUUAAACAUGCACUUAGUUGUUGCUACAUGUCAUACCAUUGGUAGUAAUUUGUUAUUGCUUUUGAAAACCCUCUCCGUAAAUGAUGUAUUUACAAUGAAGCACAAAUGUGACAGUGUAUUUUAAAUAAAUUGCUUUAUUGAUUUAAAUAAAA